Cadophora gregata is the source of this 4468-nucleotide messenger RNA. RefSeq lists its product as uncharacterized. NCBI's taxonomy places the organism in Eukaryota, Fungi, Ascomycota, Leotiomycetes, Helotiales, Ploettnerulaceae. The transcript has 6 exons. Bases 87 to 2003 code for a protein of 638 amino acids. The record is from RefSeq and is a predicted model, not a curated record. Gene Ontology annotation, molecular function: ATP binding; arginine-tRNA ligase activity. Gene Ontology annotation, cellular component: cytoplasm; mitochondrion. Gene Ontology annotation, biological process: mitochondrial translation; arginyl-tRNA aminoacylation.
GUGCAACACAAAAAUAGACAACGCAGCGCAAGACAGCAAAAAUCAAGAUAAGAUAAAUCAAGAGCCAAAGAAGGAAGGGGGGAAAAAUGGCAGCGCCCAAAGCAGACGCUGAACUCGCCGGCCUCUUGGCUGAUCUCAGAGUAGAGAACCCACUGCCGGCCUAUAGUGGCGCCUCUCCCUCUAUUAAUCCUGUCGACAUUUUUCGAUGUGUUAUCACCAAGGAGCUUGCGAAGAUCACUGAGCUAGACCCUAGUUUCAUUUACCCUGCACUUGAGUGGACAAAUACGCUUGAUAAAGGUGACCUACUGCUUGCAGUUCCUCGACUACGAGUGAAAGGAUCGCCUGCGGAGAAAGCUGCGAGUUGGGCAGCCGCGUUUCCAUCGAGCCCGCUGAUCAAGCCUCCUGUUGUCACUGGCACAUAUCUGCGCUUCGAUUACAACCCCGAAAUCCUUCCGAAAAUCGUCGUUCCUCUUAUUCUGAAGCUUGGUCCCCGCUAUGGCCUCAACGACACGAACAGUCUCAAAUUAUCUUCCUCCACAGCUCCCGCAACCAGAAAGAAGGUUGUGGUUGAAUUCUCAAGUCCGAAUAUAGCGAAGCAAUUCCAUGCAGGCCAUCUUCGAAGCACAAUCAUCGGAGGAUUUCUGUCGAAUCUUUAUGAAGGCGCCGGUUGGGAAACAAUUAGGAUGAAUUACCUAGGUGAUUGGGGGAGGCAAUAUGGUCUUCUUGCAGUGGGCUGGAAGAAGUAUGGGGACCAGAAGGCUUUUGAUACCGAUCCAAUUGCACAUCUCUUCGACGUGUACGUUAAGAUCAGCGCAGAUUUCAAGCCGGAAGAGGAUGAGUUUAAGGCUGCUGGAAAGCGUGGGGAGGAUACAGCUGUGUUGGAGAGUCAAGGCUUACUUGGAGAAGCCAAGGCAUAUUUCAAGCGCAUGGAGGACGGCGAUGAGGAGGCGCUAGCACUGUGGAGAAAAUUCAGAGAAAUCAGUGUCGAGAAGUACAAAACGACAUACGCGCGCCUUGGUAUCCAUUUCACGGAUUACUCUGGGGAGUCCACUGUUAGAAGGGAGACCAUGGAAAUGGCAGAACGCAUUUUGCUUGAAAGGGGAAUUGCCGAACGAGACAAUGGUGCCGUCCUAAUCGAUUUCAAAAAGCAUGGUGCAAAGAAGUUGGAUGUUGCAUUGAUUCGAAAUCGGAACGGCACCUCUAACUAUCUACUGCGCGAUAUUGGGGCGGCUAUCCAAAGACAGCAGACAUAUGAUAUGGACAAGAUGAUUUAUGUUGUCAUGAGUGAGCAGGAAGCGCAUUUGCAACGACUUUUUAAGAUAUUAGACUUGAUGGGCGGAGAAUAUGCGGCUUUGGGUAAGAAGAUGCAACAUGUGACCUUUGGAAAGGUCAUGGGAAUGUCUACGCGUCGGGGCAAUGUCAAGUUUCUCGACGAUAUCCUCAUUGACGUCGGUGAAGCUAUGCACGAUGUUAUGCGCCGCAAUGAGAACAAAUACCAGCAGGUCGAUGAGCCCGAGAAAAUUGCAGAUAUCUUAGGGAUAUCUGCUGUUAUGGUACAGGAUAUGUCUGGGAAACGUAUCAACAACUACCCAUUCAACAUUGAACGGAUGACUUCGUUCGAAGGUGACACAGGACCUUAUCUACAGUAUGCCCAUGCUCGACUCUGUUCUAUCCAACGAAAAGUCGCCCUCAGUCAUGAUCAACUUCUGCAAGCCGACUAUUCCUUGCUGAGCGAGCCCCAUGCAAUUGGCUUAAUAAGACUUUUGGCUCAGUACCCAGAUGUCGUGGGUCAUACCUUCAAGACUCUCGAGCCUACCACAAUUCUCACUUAUCUCUUCCGCCUUACUCACCAGCUGAGUUCUAGUUACGACGUUCUGAGGGUUUUGGGAGCCCCGGAAGGCAUGGCCACGACUACCGCCCGUGCCGCUCUCUACGAAGCUGCCAGGCAAACAAUCUCUUGCGGAAUGUUAUUGUUAGGACUAAAUCCCGUCGAAAGGAUGUAACACUCCAUUCGCACGCCAUCAAAAAUACAUUCGUUCGGUUGACGUUCGGCAAGCCGACAACACUACCAAAACAUAGCAAACACGUGACGCGGACCAGUACUAGUCCGGCCUUCAAAGUCAUCCUGAAUGAAGCAAAUGAAGGCUUUUUUUUAUUUGAUUCGAUGAAGAUGAAGAUCUUAUUGGCAUUAUCUUCAUUCAAUUCGAAAGGUCUCGAGCUCGAUUCGACUUCAAAAUAUUCAAACAUCAGCCCUAGUCCUGGCUUGUCAAUAAAGCGUCUAUGAAUCUCCUUCAGUCUACGUGGCAACCAACAAGAUUCCAGGCGGGGUACCAGUCUGGAUCCAGAUCAUAGCUUUUCCACCGCACCCGAUAUUUCAGGGCCCCGCGGACGAGUUUACCGUCCAAUAUCUCUUCAACCUCCUAUUCGGCUUCACCAUCGACCUCGAUCGGCAAUGGUGGUUCGUUCGUUUUGCCAGGGAGAGGAUCGUUAGCGGCUUUCCGGAGACGGUCUGGCGAGAACACAGGGUGAACUUUAACACUGUCCGGCAAUUUCACCCUGUACGAGUUUCCAACCUGUUCUAGGAUCUCAUACGGGCCGGCCAUCUGGUAGUCCAACUUGUGGCUAGGCCGUUCUGUUUUCCAGUUCUCAGUUUAAACCCACACGAAGUCGCCAACCCCGAAGUCGGGGAUUCGUCGGUGCGUAUUCGCUUGUGCUGUCAUUGAUUACUGUGCCUUUUUGAUAUUAUCUCCCCGGACCCGACCUUUGCCAGUCUUUUAACGAACUCCUGGGCCUCUUUCCCCGGGAGCUUUUCCCAGAGUGUAUGUCAUUCCGAUCUGGAUAGGAGCGAAGCCUAAGGAGUCUCGAGGGACUGUUGCCUUAGCAUAGUCCAUUAGAGGGAGUAACUCGACCAAUUGUCCUGAAAGUAACUAACGGAGGGCCAGAGUCUCAGGUCUAAAUACUGAUUCAUGAUUUCCGCGUGUCCGUCAGUUUGUGGACGAUAUGUCGUAGAGAGCUUGAGCUUGAUCCACAGGACCCUGGCAAACUCUUACCAAAAGGCCGAGAUGAAUUGAGGACCUCCCUCCUGACACAAUAGUAUCUGGAGCACCAUAUAUACGGUACACGUAAUGGAUGAAUAACGAGGCAGCCUUCGGGGCGUCGAUGGUUUCUUUGCAAGGAAUAGAGUGUGUUUUUAUCCCAAAACGGUCAAUGAUUACUAGGACCAUAUUAUUCCCAGUACGGUCUCUCGGUACUCCGUGGAGAACCAUUGAUUUGUGCUGCCAAGGGCGGUCUGGUACCGGGAGAGGGUUGAGAAGUCCAUGGAUCUUGUCUCCUGAGAUGGAGGAUACUCGACGAUCAUUGCAAUUGCUUUCCGAGUCUUCUUCUUUCCCGGGUAGGCGGUGGAUACUUAGCAAUGGGCUUCAGCGAUAAGGUGGGUCCUUAUCAGUUUCUCGUCAGCGACUACAAGCGUGUCCCUGUAUUUCAGCAGCCCAUUGUCCAAAAUCGGACCUUGGGUGGUUCGAGCCUUCUCACGUAGCUCCUCAAGUGAGGGGGAAGUCCGGUUAGUCCUCAGUAGGUCAUCGAUCAGGUCAAGCGCCGGAAGUCAAUGGGAGACUGGCACAUAAAUCGAAAGGAAGCGCAAAGCACCUAAGACGAAAGGUAAAAGGAGACCAAAAAUAUACCUGGGAAGAAGGGCAAUACUGACAGCAAAGAUGCGGAGAGUAAGCGAUUGUCAAAGAAGCGACGGCUUACGAAAAUAUAAUCGACCAAGUACAAAUCAGCUGAGUUCGUAGCUGACAGUAAUAAUAACACCGUUAUGCAACAGACUGGAAUAAAAUCGGACAACCAAGAUAGUCCCUCUUCAGAUGUGGAUAUUGUUCAUGAGCAUAACUCGAUGUUAGAGGUGUGAGCUACAAGACAGUUGAGGAUGAAGAAUCGAGAACUGGUCGCAAAUAUCGAUCGCAGAAGCUGUUAAGGCGCACCUGUAUUGUCGAUGAGAGCGGUGAAGAAUGAAGGGGCGAGCAAUGAGAGAGCAAGGAUGACAAUCGUGACAGGUAGUUUUGCGGGCAAGCUACUAUCUCAAAAGGACCUCUGAAGACCCCCACUUUGCAGUCUGUACCUACGUAAGUCUGCGUUUCUACCGACUUUUAGCGUUGCACCGCUACUGAAGCUCGUCCUCGCAGCAAGCUUCUUCGCGACAUACGUGAAUUAAGGAUGGCUCUUAAGGACGGCCAGAUCUUCUGAAUCUGGACGGCCACACACGUAACUCUUUGCUCAGAAUGCUUUGGAUAGUUGCUACUUCUAAAUGUCCGACUAAUUAAGUCAUGAUGCUGCAUCUACGCUGGAGGAAGCCGACAGUCAAUCAAGCCCUGUUGAUUCGCGAGACGUUCCCCCUUCACUGCCUCAGAGGAUCGACGGGAAAGCAUUCAAAAGGUCAAAGAAAAUGCCUACACCUGUAGAACUACACCAG